Molecule: messenger RNA, 711 nt
Organism: Ipomoea nil (Japanese morning glory)
Lineage: Eukaryota; Viridiplantae; Streptophyta; Magnoliopsida; Solanales; Convolvulaceae
Exons: 2
Coding region: 1-711 (236 amino acids)
Source: RefSeq, a predicted model, not a curated record
AUGGAGGCCGCUAAUUCACCGACCGUGAGCUUGAAGCUCCUCGUUGACAAGAAGACAUUAAAAGUGGUUUUCGCCGAAGCCGACAAGGCCUUCGUUGAUUUCUUAUUCCACCUCAUGUCGUUGCCGCUGGGGACAGUUAUCAAACUCGUGAACCACAACUCCAUGACCGGCUCCCUCGGAAAUCUCUACGGCAGCAUCCUAAACAUUAGCGACACAUACCUCCAACCUAGUAUGGAUAAGGCCGCCCUUCUCAACCCUAAAGUUGCGUUUCACUCUCCCGCUGUGCCGCUCCUAAUGCCCCCCGGCGUCGCCUCUGAGACCAAGAAGUUUUACGUUUGUACCGGCGGCUGCAACGCUUAUGGUAACCGCCAGAGAUACAUCUCCGAAUAUCCGGAAUGUGUUUGUCCUACUUGUAACUCCAGAAUAAGUACUGAGGCGCAUUAUGUUGCUCCUGUAAAAGCAGAUAAUGCUACUAAGGAUGAAAAUGGUGGGUUUGUGAAGGAUGUUGUGACGUAUAUGGUGAUGGACGACUUGAAUGUGAUGCCGCACUCCUCCAUUACUACCAUUACUGUUCUCAACAAGAACAAUAUUAAGGAUUUCGGGUCGCUUGAGGUGAAGGAUGUGCGUUUCGGACUUGAUGAGGGAUUGAAGGUGUUGAAGGCUGCUCUACACACUGAUUCUGUUCUCACCACUGUGUUCCUCUCGAAGUAG